Molecule: messenger RNA, 1397 nt
Organism: Musca vetustissima
Lineage: Eukaryota; Metazoa; Arthropoda; Insecta; Diptera; Muscidae
Gene: Shc
Product: SHC-transforming protein 2
Exons: 6
Coding region: 2-1360 (452 amino acids)
Biological process (GO): cell surface receptor protein tyrosine kinase signaling pathway; intracellular signal transduction
Cellular component (GO): plasma membrane
Molecular function (GO): receptor tyrosine kinase binding
Source: RefSeq, a predicted model, not a curated record
AAUGAUGCGUUCUAAUGGUGCCUGUGGAAAUAGUGGCGGUGCAGGAAUUGCAUCGACCGGUAUGGGUGGGGCUUCAGGUGGUGAUGAUGGUUGCAUAUAUCCGGAUGAAGUUAUAAUGGAGAAAGGGGUGGCUUUUAAUGUGAGGUACACUGGUUGUAUCGAAGUGAAUACAUCGAUGAAAACGCUUGACUUCCAUACCCGUACACAGGUGGCCAGGGAAUGCAUAAAUCGUGUAUGUGAAGCCGCUGGUUUAAAGUCUGGAAAACGACGUGUGGAUAAGAAAAUUGGCCAGUAUAUAGCCGAUCGUCCAUGCAUGGUUAAUGCUGGUACAAAUGUUGUCAUUAAUGUAUCGAGCCGUUCGCUGAAUUUGAUUAAUGUCGACACCGGUGAAAUUAUUGCUUCACAUCAAAUGCCAAGAAUAUCGUUUGCUUCUGGCGGAGAUUCCGAUACCCUUGACUUUUUGGCUUACAUUGCCAAAAACGAAGAUGAAUGGCGUGCUUGUUAUGUUUUGGAAUGUAUCGGGGGACAAAGUGAAGAUCUUAUUGUGACAAUUGGCAAAGCCUUCAUGUUGCGUUACAAUGCACUCAGUCGCAAAGGACAUCACCAACAAGUCAGCGAACAAUUCAAUGAAACAUCUAUAAAAGGAAACGAUAAAGAAUAUUAUAAUGAUUUACCAAAUAAAUUGCCACCAGAUUUAAUGAAUGACAUUGACAUACAGGAACAGCAACAGUCGCAAUCAACACAAAAAGUGGCCCAAUUGAAUUUGAAGAAACCCCGCGAUCGUCUUAGCAGUAACUUGAUUGACUUGAAUAGUCCACCGCCCGAUCAGACAACAAACAAAAUGAAUCUUUGCCCAUUUGAUCCCAUGAAGGAGCCGGGUGGCGUAACACAGCCACAGCCACCCGAUGUUUUUGAUAUACCUCCUCUUUCAUUGUCCGCUGAAGUACAACGUUCACAACUCAUGACUGAGUCUUGGUUCCAUGGUUCUAUAAGUCGGCCUAUUGCCGAGGGUAUGUUGGACAACGACGGCGAUUUCCUGGUACGUGAAUCACAAGGCAAACCCGGUCAGUAUGUUCUAACCGGUUUACAGGGUAAAACUCCUAAACACCUACUUCUCAUUGACCCCGAGGGCAUUGUUCGUACUAAAGAUCGAAUUUUUGAAAGUAUAAGUCAUUUAAUCAAUUAUCAUUGGACCAAUCUUUUACCCAUUAUAUCUGAAGAUUCCGAACUUGUAUUGCGUACACCAGUUACACGAUCUAAUCCCUCAGCAAUGACUCAAACUCCGCAUACAAUGCCAGCGCCACACAAUCAUCAUGCACAUCAUCCGCAUCAUCAUCAAAUACAGUCGUGUAAGGAAUAGAUGAUAUUUCAUUAGAAUUUUUGAGAUUUUUUGUAUU